AUGCAAUACUGGAAGAGCCAAGGACAGCAGCUCCACACCGCCAGCGAGACUUCGCCAACUUCCACCCAUGGGCAUCACUCCCUUUCGAAUAGCAUAUCUCGUUAUGGACCGGGACCAGAUGGAGCCGAUUCCACCACUGCCGAAAGUCGAUCUCUUGGAUCAACAACAGGAGCACCGACUGCUAAUGCAGGCAUAUUCCAAAGCCAGCCGAACACAAACUUCAACGUAUCCGAAACGGCACAGGGACAAGCCUAUACUUAUGCUGGUCCCGGUCCUAUCAUCAACGAGCCCAUGCAACCGAGUUGGGACAUGUCACUUUGGGACGACUUUGACCUGCUACGGGAUGAUGUCGAACCCUGGUCAUCAGGUUCCAUGCUCCCCUCGCUCAUCACCGACUACCGGCUAUACUAUGCGCCGCCGUUUCGAAUGGACUUGCCCGAGUUGAAUACCGCCUAUCCAAGUAAUGUAGAGGGGACUGACCUCGACUACGCCCAUCAGAAUGACAAUAACAAUAAGAACAUGGGGUAUAAUGCCCCAGCUCACUUGUUGACGCAGCACGAGGACGGGGUUAUUUCGAGGUAUGAGUCCCGUUUGCCAUCCAUGCAGCCAGGAGAAGGGGACGCCUCACCUCCGAGGGAAGACGCCGCACACAUUGGGCUUCAAGAGAAGACUGGGCAGUCUCCCUUUACUGACGCCCAGUUUAAUCCCUGUGGAAAGCCAUGGCGCAUCUCUAAAGAGGGCUAUCGCUUCAUUCAGACACUUAUCCAGAGCUAUACCAAGGUUCUACCGGACGACUUUGUUUUUCCAACUCGACAUUCCCUCUGGAGGUAUGUCGAGGGAUUUUUCUCUGGCUUCCACGAGCACCUGCCCUUUAUACACCUGCCGACGUUCUCAAUGGUGACUAGCGCUCCAGAAUUGAUCUUGGCAAUUGCUUCUAUGGGGGCGCGGUAUCGAUUCCAGCGAAAGCCGGCCUACGACCUCUACCUCGCCGCACGAGCUCUGCUUGAACACCAACUGUCCGAUCAAGAGGCGGAUUCAUCGCUUACCGAAAGCGCAUCAGACUUCCUCACAGACGGCAACUUCCCAUCCAGUUCCUAUUCCUCGAUUCGUGGAGACGAUGUAGGCUCUGAACAUGGCUCUGCCCGCACUGCCCGGGAAACAUUCCACGACAAGCUAGCCAACCGCGAUCGAAAUGUGCAAACAAUGGAAGCAAUGAUAAUCCUCAUAGCGAUGGGGACUUGGAACCACAAGCAUCUGAUACGGGACGCAUUGUCCACUGCUAGUCAACUUGCCCUGAUGGUCCGUGAAGAUUAUCAGCUACUUGCCGAGCCCGAGGCGCGAGCUGAGGAGUGGUUAGAAUGGGUGGCGGGCGAAGGCCGACGACGUACUAUACUAGUCGCCAUGUCAUUUCUCAAUCUUCAUUCCAUCGCCUACGAUAUCCCACCAAAACUACCCCAAUCCGAGCUGGGCAAGAUGUACCUCCCCGCCCCAGAGACAUGGUGGAGGGCUGAAGACGCGUCUGCCUGGGAGUUUGCACGCAGGAAAGAUGCCUAUGAAGAGGUGACAUUACACGCGAGCUAUGCUAGCCUGAUUGCACCAGAAGGGCCACUCUUGAAAUGUGCCCCAUCAUCAUUCGGCAACUACAUCCUGAUCCACUGCAUAAUGCAACAAAUCUUCUUCAGCAGGCAGCUUGCUCUUCAGUCGUUGGUGACCGGCGGUCAAGCUCUGUCACCCGAGGUAGUUUCCCAAAUUGACCUGGCUUUGAGAAGAUGGCAACGGAGCUGGGAGGCUACCAAGGAUUCGUCUCUUGAUCCGUCAAGCAAGGGCGGGCCUCUGAGCUUCAACUCCACAGCACUUUUCCGCCUGGCAUACAUACGGCUCAGUGCUAAUAUGGGACCGUGCAGACGACUUGAUUCCGGUGACCCUGUGAGUAUAGCUGUAGGAUUUCGAGACGCCCCCUUUCCAGAACGCUCCUCGUGUGUUGGACAAGCAGUCCUUCAAAGCGCCCAUUCAUUGAGCAUUCCCGUCCGUAUCGGCAUCGAAUUCGUAGCCCGAACUCAGGCACUUACUUGGAGUAUAGUCCAUAGCCUCUGUGGCCUGGAGUGCGGAUUAUUUUUGGCAAAAUGGCUAGAAAAGAUGGCUCUGGUUUCGGAAUGUGGAGAGGCAUUGAGAGACGACGAGAGACGCCUCCUGGGCAUUGUAGAUAGCAUCAUUAGUGAGUCAGACUUGGGGCCAGGGCUUCAAAGGGAGCACUGUGAGACAAGAAGGAUCAGACUCAUGGCCGUUUCAGUAUUGCGACUUUGGGGACACAUGCUUCAGGGUGCUCAUGUCUUUGAUAUCAUGAGCACCAUUGGGGCUGGCCUCACUCUAAGCGCCAGCAUGAUGCACAAGGACAUGGAGAAUUCUGGCAGUAAAAAUUAA
Clonostachys rhizophaga is the source of this 2421-nucleotide messenger RNA. Lineage: Eukaryota; Fungi; Ascomycota; Sordariomycetes; Hypocreales; Bionectriaceae. The record is from the annotation of a GenBank genome assembly.